GGCCUACAGACUAACAGUGUGAGGCUUGGAGCCUGCAGUGCCAGUGUGGUCCAGCAUGGCCUCAGGUCAAACAGGCUAGCUCAGCUCCCAGAGGACCGAGCCCUGGCAUCAGCAGAAGUUAUUUCCAGAGUUUCUUCGCUCCCAACCUCUACAGGUCCCUGUUGGAUUGGGACCCAGUUCAUCCACACCCACCCCAAAUUCUUCUCCUGGUGAUCUUAACUUUCUCCUCUGUUCUCUUGCCCCUCCUCCCUGACCUUUGCUCUUCUGUGCUCCCUUCUGUGGGCCAGACCGUCUAAGAUCACAGCUAGUCCUGCUCCUGCUGUCUCUCUCUCAGGAGGCAGGCAGCUUGGCCAUGUGCCCUCCAGUCAGCAAGCGGUAUGAGGCAGAAGGCAUGUCCUAUCUCCAUGCAUCCUGGAUGUAUCAGCUUCAACAUGGCAGCCAGCUAAGGAUCUGCUUUGCUUGUUACAAGGCUGCCUUUCUGGACCUUAAGCAGCAGCUAGAGUUAGAAGACUGGGAAGAUGGAGAUUGGGACCCUGAGCUUAUGGAUAACUCAGAGACAGGGUCUGAGCAAGGGUCAUCCCCAGGGAUGGGGCCAAACUGGCCGCAGGGCCUAUGGCAGCCUGCACAGGGCGAGUCUGUGGGCUGGGGAUUGGACACCCUGGCAUCAGGCCCUGUGGAGUCAGAAGACAUGGACCUAGAUGAUCACUUUGUGCCCACCGAGCUGCAGCCUCAGGAUGCGGUACCCCUGGACCUGGAUGCUGAAGAUGCUGACUGGACCCAGGGCCUUCCCUGGAGAUUUGGGGGAAUCCCUACCUGUUCCCACUGGCCAAGCCCCUCUGUUCCAUGGGAGGGGUUUUUCAAAGUGGACUUGCCUCCAGGAGAGCCCAUGGUUUUGGAGCUGGGCACCACCCAGGACAUGGACCCUGUUGAGGCUGAAGCCUGUUUACUGGACCUGCAGAUCCUCUCCCUAGUGGGCUGCUAUGAUGCUGUCUACCUCCAGAAGAUGAAGCCAAAAAGGGUCCAAAUGACCUCAGAUCAGUGUUGGAAACUGCUGCUGGAGCCUGAUGAGGUGUGGGUGGUGAGACUCCAAGAUGCACCCCAGAAGCAGGAACUGCACCUCUGGAAGCUAAGCAUUCUGGAAUCCUCCCUUCCAGGGCAGACUGAAGAGCUGGUGCCUGCAGAUUCAGCCCUGCUUAAGAGGGGAUUCACCAUCCUUUCUUAUUCACCCUGGGCCAAGAGGAAGUCUGAGGAGGGGGACUCAGCCUCUAGGCCACAGUCCUCCACCCAAGGAGCGGAUGCCAGCACCAGUGGGCCCAUAGAGCCUGGGGAGAAGCUGGCUGCUGUGGGAGCCUCGGCCCUGGGAGAGCUGCCACGUUUCCAGCCCUUCAACCCAGGGUCCCAGAACUGAGGGACUGAGGUCCACAUGGUCACCAUGUCCUGGCCUCCCCAGAACAUCAGAGGCUAGAAGGACUGAUCGCUCCACAGCAGCCAGGGUAGGCAUUAGCAAUGGAUGGCGACUUGGGCCUGGGGAGGAAGAAUGGUGAGUGGCCAGAGGUUAAGAAAUGGGACCUACCACAGCCUAACAAGGAAACAACACAAAUAUCAGUAUUGAGGAGAGAAGCCACCUAUCAUGGAGUUAGGAGCAUGAAGCCGACAAGGAUGCGCUGGUGUGAACGACUGCUGUAGAAUGUGGCAUGAAGAGCAGGGUGCAGAGCCGUGCCCUUGACUUGUAGA
Molecule: messenger RNA, 1734 nt
Organism: Odocoileus virginianus texanus
Lineage: Eukaryota; Metazoa; Chordata; Mammalia; Artiodactyla; Cervidae
Source: RefSeq, a predicted model, not a curated record